Messenger RNA from Pimephales promelas (fathead minnow), 3807 nucleotides. NCBI's taxonomy places the organism in Eukaryota, Metazoa, Chordata, Actinopteri, Cypriniformes, Leuciscidae. The record is from RefSeq and is a predicted model, not a curated record.
AUGGAGCAGGAGGGAGGAGUUGAGCUGGAAGCCUGGAGGGGAAGAUGGGCAGUGAUCUGGCCACCACUGCCGACCCACAAUCUGGAGGGUGUUGCGGAUAAGGGAAAGUCUGGGUGGCAACCGAGGAAGUUCGGUGACGCUGGAAAGACAGCUGACCUCCAGGAAAGACUGGCGUGGGUGUAUGAGGUUAGCAACCUCAUCCACAGCACUCGCAAGAGGGCACCAACUCAAGCUACAGAAAGCAAUACAGAGCAAUACCCCCAGAGUCUCCCGAGAGGGGGGGAGGAUGAGAGACUCGAUAGGACAGACACAACGGUAACGACCAGGAACGAAAUAUGGACCCAGAGACGGCUCACCCAAACAACAUUAACUGGGGGGGCAUUAGAAGUAAAGUGUCAUUGCGGAAAGAUCUGCAAGAACAUAAGAGGGCUUAAGAUACACCAAAGCCGAACCAACUGCGGAAAAGAGGGGUCACAGGAGCAGCGCACAGCGGUAGCACCUGGUGAGACGCAGGAGAGCUCCGGGCAGGAAGCACCCCACAGUACUGGAGAUCUCUCAGCACCUGUGUCACCUCAAGACUGCAGGAUGGACUCACCUGAUGCCAUCCCAGGGAGCCAACCCCACCCUGCGAGGGAACGAAUCAAAUGGCCUAAGAUGAGCGAUAACAAAGAGUGGUACCAACUAGACCAAGAUCUCGACAAAGUGCUAGAAGCCACACUAGCAGGGACGGCUGAGCAGAAAGUCAAUACUCUCACAACAAUAACUUAUAAUCUGGCAAAGGAGCGUUUUGGAAUUAAGGAGAAGGAAAUCAUCAUCAAGGCGGCAUACCAGCCAAGUAGAAGAGAGAGGGAAAUUCAUCGUCUGAGGGGAGAAAUAAAGUCUCUAACCAAGCAGUUCAAACAAGCUCUUGCUGAUGAAAGGGUAGGCAUCAAGGUUCUGACGAGUCAACUCCGGGAGCGCCUCUGCAGACUUCGAAAAGCUGAAAGUACUCGGAAGAAGAGGAAGGAUAGGGAGAAUAAAAGAUCCCAGUUCACCAAAGAUCCAUUCCGAUUCACCAGGACCCUGCUAGGAGAAGCUAAAUCUGGAAGGCUGACUAGCCCCAGAGAAGAUGUGGAGGAGUUUUUGAGGGAGACCCACAAUGAUAUCUUGAGAAACCAGGCCUUGAAUGCCAACUCAAGUAUCAACAGUAUGAAGACCCCAGAAAAAGAGCUCAAUAUCAGCGAACCAUCCUGGAAGGAAGUCCAAGAGGUGGUGAAGAAGGCCAGAACAGGAUCUGCCCCUGGCCCAAGCGGUAUACCCUACAAGGUAUACAAGAAAUGCCCAAAGCUCCUCCGGAGGCUGUGGAAGCUGUUCCGGAGGAUCUGGAGUAAGGGUACCAUUCCAUCAGGCUGGAAGAAGGCAGAGGGAUGUUUUGUGCCGAAGGAAGAGAAUUCCUCAACCAUUGACCAAUUCAGAACAAUCUCACUGUUAAGUGUAGAAUGCAAGAUCUUCUUUUCAGUACUGGCCAAGAGGAUGACCUCUUACAUGACAGAGAAUGGAUACAUCAAUACUGCUAUCCAGAAAGGUGGAAUCCCAGGCUUCUCUGGAUGCCUGGAACACACCGGAGUUCUCAGUCAGAUGAUCCGUGAGGCCAAAGCCAGCAAGGGCAACCUGACUGUUGUCUGGCUGGACUUGGCCAAUGCUUAUGGAUCAAUCCCUCAUGCCCUCAUUCAUGCAGCAUUAGACCACUACCACAUCCCGCAGCACAUCAAGAGAAUAAUCACCAGUUACUUUUCCGGAAUCCAGCUACGAUUCAAUGCAGCCCAUUUUACAACUCAGUGGCAAAGCCUAGAAAAGGGUAUCGUAACUGGCUGUACAAUCUCCCCCAUCCUCUUCGUCAUGGGAAUGAACCUCUUAAUAUCAGCUGCAGAGAAGGAAGCCCGGGGUCCAAAAAUGGAAGCAGGCAUCCGACAACCCCCAAUAAGAGGUUACAUGGACGACCUUACCGUGACGACCACAACCCAUGUGGAGGCAAGGUGGGUGCUAAAUGUUCUGGACCACAUGGCAACAUGGGCCAGAAUGAAGUUUAAGCCAAAGAAAUCUAGGAGUUUGGUGAUCAGGAACGGGAAGCUGACCAACAGGUUCAAGCUGCAUGUGCAAGGGGAAGUAAUUCCAUCUAUAGAGGAGAACCCAAUUAAGUGCCUCGGAAAGUGGUUUGAUGACUCACUUACUGAUAGGAACAACAAAGCCAGUACGGAAAAGCAGAUGGAGGAGUGGCUGAGCAGGAUUGAAAAAUCAGGACUCCCUGGGAAGUUUAAAGCUUGGCUCUAUCAGCACGGACUGUUGCCAAGACUCAUGUGGUUGUUGACUGUGUACGAGGUCCCGAUGACAUGCGUCGAAGGUAUGGAGAGGAAGAUCAAUAAACACCUCCGAAAAUGGUUGGGAAUCCCUCCAAGCUUCACUGCAGUAGGCCUCUAUAUAAGAUCAGGGCAGCUCCAACUUCCUCUCUCAUCUGUGGUUGAGGAAUUCAAAGUUUCAAAGUGCAGAAUUGUAAUGACAUACAGAGACUCACAAGAUGAACAAGUCAGACAUGCAGGCGUCAUUACAAGAUCAGGUCGCAAGUGGGCAGCUGAUUCAUCUGUUGCACAAGCUGAAAGUAUAUUGAAGCUACGGGAUAUAAUUGGAGCACCAUGCACAGGAAGGCAGGGUCUUGGAACCUCCCAUUUCCAACUGUGGAGGAAGGCAGGAACUAGUGAAAGAAGAGCCAUGAUUCAAGAGGAGGUACGGAACCUGGAAGAGGAGGGACGAAGGGCAAGGGCAGUGGACCUAGCUUCCCAAGGAGCCUGGACCAAAUGGGAGCUUCCCAAGAGGAAGAUUACCUGGGCGGACCUAUGGAGACUGGAGCCGUUCCGCAUCUCUUUUCUGCUGAGAUCAGUGUAUGACACACUGCCAACCCCAACAAACUUGCACAAGUGGGGUAUGAGAGAGGACCCAUUGUGCAAGCUUUGUGGGGAGAGAGGCACAAUGGCACACAUCCUGUCCGGGUGUAAAAAAGCACUCACCCAGGGAAGGUACAGGUGGCGCCAUGACAGAGUGCUCAUGACACUCGCCAACACCUGAGCAAGAGAGGAAAAGAAACGGCUACCACUUCGGAAGACAACAUCAAUCCAGUUUGUAAGGGAGGGGGAAAAGCCACCAACCACAGUAACAACAAGAACCAAUCUGCUACAAAAGGCUCAAUCAUGGGAAAUGAAGGUUGACCUGGGAGGAAGGCUGCAGUUCCCCCAGUUUGUCCAGACAACCCUGAGGCCGGAUGUGAUACUGUGGUCUGAUGAGGGAAAGAAGAUCAUCCUCAUAGAACUUACAGUCCCAUGGGAAGAGGGGUGUGAACAGGCCUUUGAAAGGAAGAGUGCCAAAUACCAAAACAUUCUGCACGACUGCAGGGAGAAAGGCUGGCAGGCUUGGCUGUUCCCGGUCGAGGUCGGCUGUAGAGGAUUCCCUGCCCAGUCAGUGUGGAGAAUGCUCACAGCCCUUGGAAUGACAGGGAAAGAGAGGAAGGCAGCAGCUCGUAGGAUGGGGGAGGCAGCGGAAAGAGCCUCUUGCUGGUUAUGGAGCAGGAGGGAGGAGUUGAGCUGGAAGCCUGGAGGGGAAGAUGGGCAGUGAUCUGGCCACCACUGCCGACCCACAAUCUGGAGGGUGUUGCGGAUAAGGGUCGAAACACCCAAUGAAGGUUUGGUACCGCCUGAUGACAUCAACCCCUCCAGGCCAAGGCUACAUUCACUUAAGGUGGAUGAAGGUGAGAAGCAUUUCCGGAUGUAUUUGUAAUUU